AUGUUGCUUGUAGAAGAAGUCCUCAAACACCGGAGGCACAACAAGAAGGACUGGACGCAGGUCUACCAACACCUGCAACCAACAGAAGCACCAGAGGCAUUUGAACCUGACGAGACAAUCGAAGAAGAAUCGAACGAGUCGAAUAUCAAAUACGAAGACCCAAUUAACGACAACGAGAUGUCGGAUAACGCGGGUGGCUCUAGUAGUCGUGAUGAUGUGAGUGAGGAAACUCGCAUGAGAUUGGAGAUCGCGAGACUCCAGCAUGAAGUUCAACAGAUGAAAGCAAGUAGGGGUGAACCCUCUGCUAGUGAUGAGAACAUUAGUGCGGAUUUAGCAAACUAUCUGCAGAGAAAGGGCAGAACGUCUGCUAUUGUGAAGAUUCUUAAUGAAUUCCGUGACCAAAUGAGAGACAACUUGGACCCAAAGAGGAUGCCAGUGCUGAUAUGCAACGGUUUUGGAAAGAAUGCAAUAUGUGGCUGUAUAACUAUUCUGUACAUGUGGUUUGCAAUCACUCCGCAAGCAAGAUCUUAUCUUGUUACACCCAAGGAACUAUCUGCCUAUGCUCUGUGGACAGCUAUAGAAGAUAUCUUUGCUGGGCGGCCUGCCAGCAAUUCCAACACUGCCAGCAAUGCCAACGAUGCCAACGAUGAUGUUGGUGAUGAUAUCAGCGAUACCAGUGGUGAUAGCGGCUACGGCAGUGUGGAUAUUGAUAUGGAUUCCAAGAUGGAAUGUUUGGAUGGAUCAAUGGAGGACAAUCCUACAAGUGAUAACAAUCCUACAAGCGAUAACAAUCCUACAAGCGAUGACGAUCCUACAAGUGAUGAUGAUCCCACAGGCGAUGAUGAUCUUGAUACUGAUAGCGACCGUGAUGUGGAUUGGGGGGGCGAUGGGCACCCUAUAUCUAUCAAUAUGAUUGUGCGAAGAGUGAUCUAUGGGAAAGGAUGGGUGGUAGAUGGGGCAGUCCCUACCACAAGGAACAUGGAUAUGCCCGUGGAGGGUGAAUUUUCAAAUACAACUUGGCCUGGUUUGAUGAUAAGUCAUAUGGAACAACCUUGUUGGAAGGAAAAGAAUGGUAUCAGUGGUACGGGAGAUAACGGAAUUUUGCUUGUAUUAUUCUGUUUUUUAUAG
Histoplasma mississippiense is the source of this 1128-nucleotide messenger RNA. RefSeq lists its product with no specific name. The coding region runs from base 1 to 1128 and encodes 375 amino acids. The record is from RefSeq and is a predicted model, not a curated record. The transcript is spliced from 3 exons. NCBI's taxonomy places the organism in Eukaryota, Fungi, Ascomycota, Eurotiomycetes, Onygenales, Ajellomycetaceae.